This is a messenger RNA of Phycodurus eques (leafy seadragon), 1885 nucleotides long. It is a transcript of the gene fezf2, whose product is annotated as FEZ family zinc finger 2. The record is from RefSeq and is a predicted model, not a curated record. NCBI's taxonomy places the organism in Eukaryota, Metazoa, Chordata, Actinopteri, Syngnathiformes, Syngnathidae. The coding region runs from base 459 to 1688 and encodes 409 amino acids. Gene Ontology annotation, cellular component: nucleus. The transcript has 4 exons.
GGGGCGGCGCUCAUGCCAUCAUGACACAGAGAGCACUCGCCUCUUUUUUUUCCCCCCAUUAAAGAGGCCAACUCACAUCUAACUUUAUCCAGUCUCCAGGAGCUGCGACUGCAACAUUUUUUGGGUUUUUUUUUCUUUUUUGGGUUUUUUUUUUUUUUUUUUUUUUGUCCUCUUCUCAACUCGUCUUCGAGCUUUGUAGUGUCCUGGUAAUUUUGUGGGCACUAGUUAAUGAGCAUUAAUCCACCACCCCUGGAUGCCAUUGUCGCAGCGGGGUUUCCAUUUGAAUGCAAAUGCGUUAAAGGGUGGCAGCAAGGUGCUUAUUAAACUGAUGUGUCCUCCUGUCUUUUCUGCUGGAAGAACAAGAGAGUGAACUGGAAGGAAGAAGUCGGAUAUCCCGGGAGUUGCUGCUGGCCACAAAGUUGUGUUUGGCUGCAGAGAGGAAGAAAAGAAGCCGGCAAAUGUCAAGCGCCGGAGCCCUGGAGACGGUGAUGUCCUGCGGUAGGACCGGAGCCUCCGCGGCACCCAAGACACUUGCCUUCUCCAUCGACCGAAUCAUGUCCAAGAGCUCGGAGCCGAAAGGGAGCGCGGAGGCGCGGACCGAGUUGCUCGGGCUCUGCUCCCCGAUCCCCUGCGUGAUUCCACUGCAGCCUUUCGGCUACGACCUCCAGGCCAAGGCCCUGAUGAACUACUCGGAGCUCUGGAGAGCCAGUCUCAGGGGAGGUUUGCCGUGCAAGGGGAACUGCGGCGUGUGCGCUAAGACAGACUCCGGGCCGAAGCAGCCGACGGGAAGCAGGGUGGUGAGACCGCAGGUGAUCCACCAGGCUGUCGCCAUGCCGAGCGGCGGCUCCCUAUAUUAUCUCAAUUACCUGGACUCCUCUUACCACCAGUCGGACUUUCUGGCCGGACGCUGGCUCGCCAGCCCGCAGGCGCAGGCCUCCCUCUCGGCGCACCACAGACUCUUGCUCCUGGAGAACGCCAAACUCACCGGGAGCGCGGGGGCCGACAAGAGUCCCGCACAGCAGUAUCCUCACAAGGAGCAUCUUCCGGGGCAGCUGGACCACAUCGUGAAGGAGAACCACAGCGCGAGCGCCGAAAAGAACGCCUUCAAGACUCACAAACACAGCAGCGCUGGAGACGGGAAACCCAAACAUUUCACAUGCGAAGUGUGUGGAAAGGUUUUUAAUGCUCACUACAAUCUGACCAGACACAUGCCGGUGCACACGGGGGCCCGUCCGUUCGUGUGCAAAGUAUGCGGGAAAGGCUUCCGACAGGCCAGCACGUUGUGCAGACACAAGAUCAUCCACACCCAGGAAAAACCACAUAAAUGCAACCAGUGUGGAAAAGCGUUCAACAGAAGCUCCACACUGAACACACACGUUCGGAUCCACGCCGGGUACAAACCUUUCGUGUGUGAGUUCUGCGGGAAAGGCUUCCACCAGAAAGGUAACUACAAGAACCAUAAACUGACUCACAGUGGGGAGAAGCAGUACAAGUGCUCCAUCUGCAACAAGGCCUUCCAUCAGAUCUACAAUUUGACCUUCCACAUGCACACGCACAACGACAAGAAGCCGUUCACGUGCGCCACCUGCGGAAAGGGCUUCUGCCGCAACUUCGACCUGAAGAAACACAUCAGGAAACUGCACGACAGCUUCUCUUCAGAUAGAGAACCCAGAGAGCUCCAGAGCUGAAUCGCUCUCCUAAAUCUCCACACGCGUUCCACCCGGACGAUGAGCGAGCGCCUUAUAAUAUGCUCUAUAUGUGUCACCGAGAUGAACAGCCGUGAAUGGUCCAGACAGACGGUCGGAGACCCUCCGGAGUUACACGCGAUCCCCUUUGGCACUCCUGUUCAGGCAAUAUAGACUCAACACUGACUGUCAUAAGGAUU